This is a messenger RNA of Ceutorhynchus assimilis (cabbage seed weevil), 5432 nucleotides long. The record is from the annotation of a GenBank genome assembly. Lineage: Eukaryota; Metazoa; Arthropoda; Insecta; Coleoptera; Curculionidae.
AUUAAAACAAAAACAGCUUCUUCCUCUCCUUGAAGCAAAAUAUAUUUUUAUCAUUCAUCUAUGCAUGCCUUGAAAAAAACCUUGGUUCAGUCAGUUUGGGUUCCAGUUUCGGUGGUUCCGCGUCGGUAUUCCAAUGAUUGGUCGAUAACAUAUUAUUUUUUCAAUACUCACAUAAAUUCGAGCAUUCCACAAUAAUUAUUCCAAUACCCAGCAGUUGUUUUGUUAUCAGUCCUGGGCCGGUUAUUAAAUUAAUAAUAAAACUACAUCUCUAAUGGUAUGUACGUGAUAAGAAAUUGGCAUUAAUUAAUUGUGCCCGAAACUGUUACUGUACCUACACCUACACCACAACCUGUUUUGUUUAUAUUUACUCCCAGAUAAAAAUUAUCAAUGCCUGCUACUUUGGUACUACUGUUUUCCCAGUAAUUAAGCUUAAAUAGUAGCUCUUUAUUUUAGCAUUAAUUGCUAACAUCAAGAUUAGAUAAAACAUUUAAAAAACCGCCAAGUAGGUAUAAGUCUGGGUACUUACAUUUUUAUCUUGGCAUGACCUAGAUUUCAUAAGAUUGACUAGUUCAUCAUUAAAGAAAUACAAAGUCUAAAGAAUAAAUAUUUGCAAAAAGCAGAUUGCUAAUUUUUAUUAGGUAAUUUUCAAUACCUACUACUAUAGUUUCAAAUUUCAAAAUUCAAUGGAACCUCAAAAAUUUAAUGACUAUCGAACGAUCUUGUGUGCCAAUGCAAGUCUGGAGUACCACAAUUAGGGAAAGUGACUUGGGAAAAAACGAUAAAGCUACCGAAAAUACUUCAUACAUUCGAAGACAUAACAAGCGUAAGAAAAUGUCAAUGUCCGACGACAUAUACCACACACCCCGCUACCUAUCAUGGAGAAAAAUGCAUUUGUCCAAGGCCAAGUUAAAAGCCUCCAGCAAAACCUCGGCUCUUCUUUCUGGAUUUGCCAUGGUAGCCAUGGUGGAGCUACAGCUCAACAACGAGUCAUCCAUUCCAUCUACAAUUUUAGUAGUGUUUGCAGUGAUUACUACUUUAUUGGUAGCAGUGCAUAUGCUAGCCCUAAUGAUAAGUACCUGUAUACUUCCGAAUAUAGAGACUGUAUGUAGUUUGGACUCUAUAAGUUGUGUUGAUGAAUCUCCUCAUGAAAGACUUCAUUGGUAUAUAGAAAUAGCUUGGGGGUUUUCAACACUUCUAGGUCUAAUAUUAUUCCUAGCCGAAAUAGCCAUAAUUUGUUGGCUUAAAUUUUACAAUGUUAAUACCACAGCUGCUUGGUCAGCUUGUGUAGUAUUAGUACCUGUCCUAUUUGUAUUUUUAGCGUUCGCUAUACAUUUUUAUAGAUCUUUAGUAGCCCAUAAAUACGAAAUUAGUAUGAAAGAAUUAAAGAAAAUGAACGAACAAAUUGGAGAUGUGUCAGGUCAUAGAUUUUUCAAAGGCGAUUCGGUCGCCAAUAGUAUUCAAGUUGUUUAAAAUAAUUGUUUUGAUGAAAUCAAAACAAAUUUGGCUGUGUUAAAGUACUUUUUUGACAAAUAUAAUCUUUUAUUUCCCUACAUUUCAAUAUCUACUAUCAAAGAUGUAGACAUUCUUAUUAUUAGCAAAGUUCAGGGCCCGUUUUAAAUAUAUUAGUUUUUGACAUUAACAAUGACUAAUAUUAUUUUUAAUUUGAAAAUUUUGUUUUGCCGAAUUUCUUCCACAUUAAGUUGAUUUAAAAAGCUUUUAGACUAAUUUAAGAACAAUGAUAUAAUUCAAAUUCUGGUAGAUUUUGAUGAAAUUUUAAUGGUCAGGCGUCAUAGGCGACUACUUUGGUUUUAAGCAUACAUAAGGUAGUUAGGAAUGAUACAUGGUCAAAUUCCACAGAUGCUGGAAUUUUUAGAUGGUUUCUCAUUGGCCAUACAGAUGUGAAGGAUAAUAAGUAAAGAGUACCUACAUGCAAUUUAUAUUACACACAUUUUCAGUGGAGUUUGUUCAAUUGCUUUAUCCUAGCAAUAUAAAAAUAAAAUGUCAUGAUAAAAUUUUUAUGGUGAUGGAAAAAAAAUCGUUAAGAGUUAUGCUUGUUACAUUAUGGCAUAACUUUGUUUUUUUAUUUGUAUUUUUUCUGUAUCGGACUAUUUAAUUUUGAAAAGGAAAAAUAGAGAAGAAAUAAUGGGUUCAGGACUUCAGGGUUCAGGAAAUAAAAUUCCAUUUUUUAAAAAAAAAUACGCCGACGUUUCGACCAUAUAUUUGGUCUUCUUCACAGGCUAUUUUUACCAGCAAGGGCGUUUCCCAUCAAACAAAGUGUAGAAAAACUAAUUUCUCUUUGAACAUUAAAUAAUACAUUCGUUCUUGCAUGAUAUUAAACUGAUUAAUGAUACGAAUUCUUCACACCCCGUGGAUUCUAAGCCGGAAUUCACGGCCUAUCUACAAUCAAAUUCUCCGUAUCUUUAGAAUACACGGGCCGCAACAAGACAAUACAAACAAAACAUGACUGACGUCUACUGUCAGAUCACGAAACUUUCGUUUUAAAAAAAUUAGACUUUUGAUGAUUGUUAUUUCUUACAAAAACUAAUGAUUUUCUUUCAAAAAGUUUCAAGAGAAAGUAUAGCCUUCUACUAGCAAAUAAUGACUAUUAUUCACUCGAAUGGUUCCAACACUCGCCUUCGGCUCGUGUUUGAAUUUUCAUUCUCGUAAAUAAUAGCCAUCAUUAUAUGCUCAUUGAAGAAUAUACUAUUAGUCGCUGCUGUGUUUGUCAACUUACUUGUUGCGUUUAUAAUAAUUAAAAAGUAAAAACUGAAAUAAAAAUAAAUAUUCAAGUGUUAGAAUUGAUCGAGGAACUGAUUUUGUUUGUCCCUUUGUGUUUUGGAAUGCUUACAACACUAUUUUUUGACAGGAAACGCCCUUGCUAGUAAAAAUAGCCUUUGAAGAAGACUAAAUAUAUGGUUGAAACUGAAACUUCGGCAUCCUUUUUUUAAAAAGUCCUAAACCCAUUAUAUCUACUUUAUCUUAAAUACUAAGCACGUUAUCUGUAUAAUGUCGAAAAAGGAAAAAGUGUUUUUAUUUGUGCGCAUUGAAAAAAAAAAAACAUAUAUGACUUGAUUAGUCUAAUAAAAUAUCAUUAAAGUUUGCCUGAAUUAUCAGAAACAAAACACUCACAAAAUGUACAAGGUGGCCAUUUUUGAUGUUCCAGUGAGCUAUAUCGAAAAUCAGAAAGCUUAUUGAGUCCUAUAUACUUGAAUGUUUUUUAAAUGAUCAUUGUAGGUAGGUGACAAAUUCCUUUUAAUAUUUUUUAUCAAAUUUGAUUUCUUUGUACGGUCUUGACCAAAGUCAAAGAUAAUCCUCCUUCGGAGUAGGAUUAUCUUUGCCAAAGUCUAAUUUCUUCAAAGUUUUCUACACAAAGCAUGAUAUGUAAAUUUGCAUCUUGUUAUGUGAAAUCAAUAACAAGACUUUAAAUUCACUGUGUGAAAUUCUAAUUUAUUAGAAAUUGCCUCACAAAAUUUUUAAAAAAAAUCAAUACACAUACUUCAUCUCAUAACGAAGGUACACUAGAUGAUAAUUAAAAUUUUUGUUUUUUUCCUACAAAACGGAAUAAAUACAUUUUACUAUGACAAAAAUUACUAAACUACAAAAUUACUUACAUUUUUAAUGAUAAUUUUAUCUACUUAUACAUUCAUUUAUGCCAGGUAUCCUGAAGUUCCUACCUGUGCCUUUAGGGCUUGAUUCAGGGAUUUAGGUAUUUGCUAUAGAAAAGCACAAGUUUUGGAAAAUUUUGAAUGCAUUGGGAUCUAUUAGGAGACUAGACUUUGCUUUUUUGUAUAACUUUUAAAAAGGAAUGAAAUAAGUAAUAUAGUACUUAAGUAGGUAGUAGUAAGGUAUUAAUGAAAAAUCUCAUGGACUGUGAUUACUUAUAAACCCUGGCAAUGUACUUUCAUUUGUGUAUUUUAUGGAAAAAUAAAUUCUAUUUUAUUUCUAAUAAUUUAUUUUGUUUACUGUUGCGCUUCUUUACAGGAAAGUAUGGUGAUUCUGGUAUUUACGUAAGAGAAAAGACGGCAUUGUAACAACAUAAUUUUAAUUUUAGUUCAAGUUCAAAUAUCGAUAGUACCAUUAAAAUAUAAUAGGAUUGUCAUAUAAAUAUGGUUUUAAGUACCUACCUAUACAUAUAAAUGGAAAUGUGACAAGGUAAAAGUGGUUUAGUCUUGGAAACAUUUUCUAAACAGUAAUAAAACUACCUAACUACUAGUCACUUAUGAGAAAAAUAAAUAUAUGCCACAUUUUGGAUCUGGUUUUGUUAAUUGCGUUAAAUUAUUCACCAAUAAAAUUAUGUUUAUUAGACUGUGGUCCGAAUAUAACCACCGUUGUGGUUUCGCGGUCCGAAAGAAAUCAAAUUACUCUGGUUCCUAGAAAGUUGGUUACUUUUGGACCUCGGUGUCCUGAAAUCUGAUUAACCAAAUGUCAACAUAGUUAUCGGAUGUCGGUUCUGUUGGUUUUAUCUGUAAUUUCUGUCAAUUAUUUUUUAUUUCAUAUUCGCGUUCUCGAAGUACAUAACCCGAAUUUUCAGUAACCAUCUGUCAACUCAUUCGGUUACUUUGGUUAACGUUGGGUUAUAUUCGGGCCAUAGCCUUAGUGAAAACACAGUAAAUUCAUGCUAGACUAUUUACUCUUCCAGUGAAUGUGAUAAAAUUAAAGUAGGUUCAGUAGGAAGAAUUUUAUGAGCAAUAAAAUAUUUACCUACUAGUUACAUCCAAUCGAAAGAGCGGGUUUAAAUUAAUCAAAAAAAUCUAACAUCAUCUUCAAAUGACCAUUUUAAACAGAAUAUAGAAAAACUAUCUAUCCCCUUUUCGACCUGGUUUGGUUUGUUACUAUUCACACCAAUUUAAGUAACCUCAGAAAGUAGUAAAAAGAAUGUCAUAGAAUUGAACAAAAAAAAUUUGCAAUAGCAACUAAUUCUACCAGUGAUUAAAAUUAACUCCGUUGAUAAACUGAGCCUUUGAAGAGUUCCUACUACACCAAUAAUUAUUUUCCUACAAUAAAAGUUUUAAUUUAACCUAAUAACUAAUUUUUUCAAAAUCUUUAAAAAAAUUAUUAUAAUCACUCAUUAAUUACUCUCUGUUCGAACAUAUCUCAAAUAUAUUUCAUAAAUCACUCAAUUUUGUCUAUAUUCUACUUCUAAGCCAACAAUUAACCAUUGUAAUUUAAAUCAGUCAAAAUUCAAUAAAAAAAGUCAACAAUUAAAAAUAUUUUCUUAACUCCUCUUAAGGAGUCCUGGGUGUUCCUCAGAAAUCUAUGUCUGGAAAAAACUGCUGCUGAGCUACAGAUGACAAUUCCAUGUCGAUUGGUUUGGUAUCGUCGUAGAGAGAGGGCGCCUCGCAAAGAAUUGACACUGUACCGACCAAUGAGGUGAUAAUGAAGAUCCAGAGGAACAUCCGAUCGAGUACCAUCGCGACGAAACCCCAGUCUUG